AAUCUCAAACAAUUAACAGUGCUUAAUAUUUGAAAAAUAUUUUCAUGAUUUUAUUAUAUAAUAUAAUAUAUGUUUUAAUCGGUGAUUUUUCAACAAAUCAACAUAUAAUUGUGUUAUUAAAUAUUAUUUAGUAUGACAUUUGCUGCAAGAAGAUUUCUUAAUGUUUCCGCGAGAAUUUUUCAAGACAAAGUACGUAAAGCAUAUACUCACCGUUGGAAGUCGUACGUGAUAAAUCACCACUGCCACGACGUGCUGAUCAUCGGGGCUGGUGGUGGGGGGCUCCGGGUGGCUGUUGGCUUGGCUGAGCAGCAGUUCUCCGUUGCCCUGGUCUCCAAAAUCUUCCCCACCCGGUCCCAUACCAUCGCGGCGCAGGGUGGCUUAAAUGCUGCUAUAGGUAGCAUGCAUGAAGACAAAUGGCAGUGGCACUUUUACGACACCGUGAAAGGUUCAGACUGGCUCGGAGAUCAGGACUCGAUACACUAUUUGACUCGGGAAGCUCCGUCCGUAGCGUUUGAACUGGAGAACAUGGGUAUGCCGUUCUCGAGGACCCAAGAUGGUAAGAUCUACCAGCGAUCGUUCGGCGGCGCGACCACUCACAACGGCACGAAAUCGGCGGCUAAAAGGACUUGCUGUGUAGCUGACCGUACGGGUCACUCGCUCCUGCAUACUCUAUACGGAUAUAGCACUAAGUACAAACAAGUGGAACACUUCAUAGAAUUCUUCGUGUUGGAUCUUCUGGUGCAGGACGGCGAGGUGGUUGGUGCUGUUGCUAUUGACAUGGACGACAGCAGUCUGCACAGAUUCCAGGCAAAGAACACAGUGAUAGCCACAGGCGGUUAUUCGAGAAUGUAUUUCUCUUGCACUGCAGCGCACACAUCGACAGGCGACGGAUGCGCAAUGGCCACCCGGGCGGGCAUCGCGCUGCAAGACAUGGAGUUCAUACAAUUCCAUCCAACUGGUAUGUACGGAUCUGGGUGCUUGAUGUCAGAAGGCUGUCGAGGGGAAGGAGGAUACUUGAUUAACAGCGAAGGCGUUCGGUUCAUGGAGAAAUAUGCACCGAAAGCCAAAGAUCUGGCUAGUCGAGACGUCGUUUCCAGGUCUAUAGCUACGGAAAUUCGCCAAGGUCGAGGAGUUGGUCCGAAAAAAGACCAUAUGUAUCUACAACUGCAUCAUUUGAAACCUGAAAUCAUCAGAGAUAGAUUACCUGGCAUUGCGGAGACUGCGCACACGUUCACUGGCGUCGAUGUGUUCACUCAGCCUGUGCCAAUCAUACCCACCGUUCACUACACUAUGGGAGGGAUACCUAUCAAUUACAAAGGCGAGGUGUUAGUCCACCAGAAUGGCCGUGACUGCACGGUCAAGGGUCUGCACGCUGUCGGAGAGGCGGUGAGCAACUGUCACGGUGCCAAUCGGCUCGGUGCCAACUCCAUUCUGGAUAUUGUUGUUUUUGGCAGGGCUAUAGCGAACAAUAUCAGCAAGUUGUUCAAGCCAGGGGAGAAACAGCCGAUUUUGAAGGACGAUAUAUGCGAUGCAUCAUUAGAUAAUUUAGAAAAAAUCCGCAAUAGUAAUGGAUGCGCGCCAACUGCUGAGUUAAGAGAAGCGAUGCGAAACACCAUGCAAACUAAGUGCGGUGUCUUCAGAGAAGCCAAACUUUUAGAGGAAGGCGAAAAAGAAAUCCAGCAAUGGUUCAAAACCUUCGAUCAGAUUCGAGUCACAGAUCGGCGUCUAAACUGGAACAGCGAUCUUAUUGAAACUCUAGAGUUGCAAAACAUGCUGCAAAUGGCAGUUCAGGUCGUCGCUGCAGCAAAGAAUAGAACUGAGAGUAGAGGAGCGCAUUUUAGAGACGACUUUCCUAAAAGAGAAGAUGAAAUGGACUAUAGCAAACCCACAAAAGAUCAGACCAAAAAACCCUUAAAUAAACACUGGAGGAAGCACUCUCUGACCACAGUGGAUCUUUGUACCGGACAAGUUAUAAUCAAUUACCGUCCGGUCAUCGAUGCAACUCUUGAUGACGAGGUUCAGUCAAUUCCACCAGCGCCCAGGGUCUAUUGAAUUCGUUUAUUGCCACUGCACCACAUUACCUACAGCUCUA
Galleria mellonella (greater wax moth) is the source of this 2092-nucleotide messenger RNA. Its product is annotated as succinate dehydrogenase [ubiquinone] flavoprotein subunit, mitochondrial-like. Gene Ontology annotation, molecular function: succinate dehydrogenase (quinone) activity; electron transfer activity; flavin adenine dinucleotide binding. The transcript has 13 exons. The coding region runs from base 133 to 2052 and encodes 639 amino acids. Lineage: Eukaryota; Metazoa; Arthropoda; Insecta; Lepidoptera; Pyralidae. The record is from RefSeq and is a predicted model, not a curated record. Gene Ontology annotation, biological process: tricarboxylic acid cycle; mitochondrial electron transport, succinate to ubiquinone.